AUCAGUGAGACACAAGCAUAGAAGUAUAGCAUUUAGAAACACCUACACAAACCAUGGCUCGUCCUUUAUCUAUCUUCUUCCUCUCUUCCGUUCUAGCCCUAGCAACCCUCCAUGGAAUCCAUGCUGUUGAAUACAUAGUCACAAACCGAGCUCCAACAACCCCAGGUGGCAUCAAGUUCAACAACCAACUUGGAGUCGAAUACACUAAACAAACAAUGGCAUCAGCAAGCGACUUCAUCUGGCGUCUCUUCCAGCAAAACACUGAAGCUGACAGAAAGAACGUGCCUCUUGUAUCCCUGUUUCUCGAUGAUCUUGGUGAUAACGCCGUCGCUGGAACAAGCAACAACGAGAUCUCUGUAGGGGAUAAUUUUAUACAAAAUAUCCAAGGUGAUGUGAAGCCAGACUUUAACGGAGUUGUGUACCAUGAGAUGACACACGUUUGGCAGUGGGAUGGGUCUGCGGGAAACAAAGCUCCAGGUCAUGUGAUUGAAGGGAUUGCUGAUUUUGUGAGGCUAAAGGCUAAUUAUGUGCCGCAGGGCUGGGCUCAACCGGGAGAUGGAAGCAAUUGGAACGAUAGUUACAGUGUUACGGCUAGGUUUUUUGACUACUGCAAUGAUCUCAGAAAUGGGUUUGUGGCUGAUCUGAACAAGCAGAUGAGAGAAACUUACAGUGAUGAAUUCUUUGUUCAGUUGCUAGGGAAGCCUGUUGAUCAGUUGUGGAAUGAAUACAAAGCUCGUUAUGGGAAGAACUAGCUAGGUGGAUUUAUCAUUUAGGCUUUAAUUAAAUUGGGAUGUACUGAUAAUAUAAUAGGAUAAAAAUGAGAUGUUUGCGCUCUCAGCCAUGAUAAAUAAAUGGAAGAAAAGCAAUUUUUAAAUCUUUAAACUA
Manihot esculenta (cassava) is the source of this 885-nucleotide messenger RNA. RefSeq lists its product as uncharacterized. NCBI's taxonomy places the organism in Eukaryota, Viridiplantae, Streptophyta, Magnoliopsida, Malpighiales, Euphorbiaceae. The transcript has a single exon. The record is from RefSeq and is a predicted model, not a curated record. The coding region runs from base 54 to 752 and encodes 232 amino acids.